GCGACCAGAGAGCGGCUGGCGGGCGCGCGGAAGCCAUGGCGCGGCGGGCGGCGGGGGCCUGGGCCGUGCUCGGGCCGCUGCUCUGGGGCUGCGCGCUGGCGCUGCGGGGCGGGAUGCUGUACCCCCGGGAGAGCGCGUCGCGGGAGCGCAAGGAGCUCGGCGGCCUCUGGAAGUUCCGCGCCGACUUCUCCGAAAAUCGGCGCCAGGGCUUCGAGCAGCAGUGGUACCGGACGCCGCUGCGGGAGUCGGGUCCCACCCUGGACAUGCCUGUUCCCUCCAGCUUCAAUGAUGUGGGCCAGGAUGGGCAGCUGCGUGGCUUUGUCGGCUGGGUGUGGUAUGAACGAGAGGCAACGCUGCCCCAGCGAUGGACCCAGGACCUGAACACAAGAGUGGUGCUGAGAAUUGGCAGCGCCCACUACUAUGCCAUUGUGUGGGUGAAUGGGGUCCAUGUGGCAGAGCAUGAGGGGGGCCAUCUUCCGUUCGAGGUUGACAUCAGCAAGCUGGUCCAGAGUGGGCCCCUGUCCUCCUGCCGCAUUACCAUCGCCAUCAACAACACACUCACCCCCCACACCCUGCCGCCAGGGACCAUCGUCUACAAGACGGAUACCUCCAAGUACCCCAACAGUUACUUUGUCCAGAACACAAACUUUGACUUCUUCAACUACGCGGGACUGCACCGGCCUGUGAUCCUCUAUACCACGCCCACCAUCUACAUUGAUGACAUCGACGUCACCACCAGCGUGGACCAAAGCACUGGGCUGGUGCAUUAUCAGAUUUCCAUCCAGGGCAGUGACCACUUCCAGCUGGAAGUAUAUCUUCAGGAUGAGGAAGGCAAUAUUGUGGCCCGGGGGACUGGAGGCCACGGCCAGCUGCAGGUGCCCAAUGCCCACCUCUGGUGGCCAUACCUGAUGCAUGAGCACCCUGCCUACCUGUACUCAUUGGAGGUGAGGCUGACUGUACAGACGGCAGCUGGGUACAUGUCUGACUUCUACUCGCUCCCCGUGGGGAUUCGCACUGUGGCUGUCACAAAGAACCAGUUCCUCAUUAACGGGAAACCUUUCUAUUUCCAUGGGGUCAACAAGCAUGAGGAUGCAGACAUCCGAGGGAAGGGCUUCGACUGGCCACUGCUGAUGAAGGACUUCAACUUGCUUCUCUGGCUUGGUGCCAACGCCUUCCGUACCAGCCACUACCCCUAUGCAGAGGAGGUGAUGCAGCUCUGUGACCAGUAUGGGAUCGUGGUCAUUGAUGAGAGCCCUGGCGUGGGCAUCGUGCUGAGCCAGAGCUACAACAACCAGUCUCUGCAGCACCACCUUGAGGUGAUGGAGGAGCUGGUGCGCAGGGACAAGAAUCACCCAGCGGUCGUGAUGUGGUCUGUGGCCAACGAGCCCGCUUCCUCCCUGGAACCUGCAGGUUACUACUUCAAGACACUGAUUGCUCACACCAAAGCCUUGGACCCCUCCCGGCCCGUGACCUUUGUGACCAACUCCAAGUAUGACGCAGACCUCGGGGCACCAUACGUGGAUGUCAUCUGUGUGAACAGCUACUUCUCCUGGUAUCAUGACUUCGGGCACCUGGAGGUGAUUCAGCUGCAGCUGGCCACCCAGUUUGAGAACUGGUACGAUACCUAUCAGAAGCCGAUUAUUCAGAGCGAGUAUGGGGCGGACGCCAUCACAGGGUUUCACCACGAUCCACCUCUGAUGUUCAGCGAGGAGUACCAGAAAAGUCUGCUCCAGCAGUAUCAUUUGGUUCUGGAUCAAAAACGCAAAGAAUAUGUGGUUGGAGAGCUCAUCUGGAAUUUUGCCGAUUUUAUGACUGACCAAUCACCGGUGAGAGUACUAGGAAAUAAAAAGGGGAUCUUCACUCGCCAGAGACAACCAAAAGGUGCAGCGUUCCUGUUACGAGAGAGAUACUGGAAACUUGCCAACGAGACUGGGUACCACCCGACAGCUGAGAAGCCACAGUAUCUGGGAAAGAGCCCCUUUACUUGGUAAAGCAAGAACUACCUCUUGGCUGACACCAGCUGUCAGCCCCUCCCUCCUUCCCAGGUGAGGGCUGUGGCUACAGCCGACAGAGAAAGUGCCUCCUUCCUGGCCUAUGUGUGGCAGAAAGGAGUUUCUGAUCUGGAUUUUGUAGUCAUUUGCUAGAAGGGAACAUUAGAAGUGAAAAUAAAGGAUUUUGUAGUAUGGGAAUUAAGAGUUGGCUCAUAAGUGACCAUUCCAUAAAUUGAAUGAUGAUCUGUACCACUGAAAAGCAUCUGAAGUUAUUUUUGUGUCAAGCUGUUUACAUAGCCUUAACUGGGUAUAGACUUUUAGAAACUUUUGCUUCAACACUCACAAGUUCAGAGUUGCUGGUUACAGACUGCUUCGUAGGAGUAGCUCCCCUGCCUUAGGGCCGCCCUGCUCACGUACCAAACCAGGCCAGCCUGUAAAACUCCACAGAUGAGCUGCAAUCCUCACACAUUUACAGAAAGUGAUAUGCUAAAAUAAUGAAACUCAUACUAGUUGCCACAGGUUAGAGUUGAGGAAUGUCAGAAUUGGAAGGGAGCUCAGAGGUAAACCAGCUCUUCCAGGACAUUGCUCCAUCCUGUCGUAGCUUUAUUUUUAAGAACACUAGCAAGGUAGCUAACUUUGAUCUCCAUCUUUCUUCCCCCAAAAUAUAACACCCUGUGGAAAAUAUGGCUCUGGAAUUUCAGGGGUGACCUCCCCCAGGACUGCUCAGAUGGGGGCAAGAGGCUAACACAUAAAACAGCUUUGUACCAAUUCCCCAAUCAUUUACAGUGGAAGAAAUACCCACCUAGUUAUGGUAGGGUUAUGGUACCCAGCACAGUGCCUUCUCAGUAAAAAUCGUUUAAUCAUAAAUGAACGCCUGGCUGCUUUGCUAGCCUGGUAUUCCACUUCUUGUACCAAAGGAAUAAAAUUGCAAACCUGGUAUUUGUUGCCUAUCAGGGAUUUUUCUGUCCUUAACAAAAAUGAAGGCAAAAUAAUGAAUUAAUCUUCAAGUCUUUUUGUUUUCUAAAAGCCAAAGCAGACCAUUACCCUUUUACUUUUGCUCUUUAGCACUGCCAUUCACUGCAAAUUCUCCCCAUGUUAUUCCUAUUGUUUAGAUUGUCCACUUUCUCAUACACCUGGUAGAACAUUAUUUUCAUUCGAGGGAUGCCUCCAAAUUACAGAUAGGGUAUGCCAUUUUUUGUUUUCCUGCAGGCAAAUCAUUACAUUUAGGUAAAUUCUUAAUAUACUUCAAUUCUUGGACCAAAGUAUUUUUAUCUUUCCCAAUCUAGGUGUCCCAUUCACUUUUGAUGCCUUAUCCCCAUCACUUCUAAUCAGUUUUAAGGCUCAUUUGAGGCUUUUAGUCAUCCUUUAUUUUCUGUUUUCUGAAAUGAAUAUCCAAAUUGGAUCAAAGGAAACGGGUAAGUUUUGAAAAGAUGGUUCUGGUUUUCAGACUAUAAUUCACACACUGCCUUUCAUGUAGAGGGAACGUAUCCUCACAAAGAACAUUUCAAUGAUCAACACAAAUGAUGUGUCUGUCAGGCCCAUUUCUUAAGUCCUAAGGGUCUAGCACAGAACACAUUUGUUCUAGUCAAUAAAAUAUGGCUAAACUGUA
Molecule: messenger RNA, 3600 nt
Organism: Eptesicus fuscus (big brown bat)
Lineage: Eukaryota; Metazoa; Chordata; Mammalia; Chiroptera; Vespertilionidae
Gene: GUSB
Product: glucuronidase beta
Exons: 12
Coding region: 36-1991 (651 amino acids)
Biological process (GO): carbohydrate metabolic process; glucuronoside catabolic process
Molecular function (GO): beta-glucuronidase activity; signaling receptor binding; carbohydrate binding
Source: RefSeq, a predicted model, not a curated record